Messenger RNA from Zingiber officinale, 2038 nucleotides. Its product is annotated as allene oxide synthase 1, chloroplastic-like. The transcript has a single exon. Lineage: Eukaryota; Viridiplantae; Streptophyta; Magnoliopsida; Zingiberales; Zingiberaceae. The record is from RefSeq and is a predicted model, not a curated record. Bases 57 to 1598 code for a protein of 513 amino acids. Gene Ontology annotation, biological process: sterol metabolic process. Gene Ontology annotation, molecular function: monooxygenase activity; oxidoreductase activity, acting on paired donors, with incorporation or reduction of molecular oxygen; iron ion binding.
UCUUCUUUUGCCACCACCACCACCACCACCAACUCGAUUACUCCAGCGAACGGACCAUGGCGACGGCGUCCCUCCCCUUCUCCGCCCUCCAGCCGCUCUCCUACCGCGGCAGCCACCGCGUCCGCCCUCUUCCGAUCACGGCCACUGUCUCCGACAAGUCGUCCGUGCCGCCCUCCACCAAGCCGUCGAAGCUCCCUCUCCGCAAGAUCCCCGGCGACUACGGCCUCCCUUUCGUGGGCCCGAUCCGGGACCGCCUUGACUACUUCUACUUCGAAGGCACCGAGGAGUUUUUCAAGUCGCGCGUGCGGCGGUACGGCUCCACGGUGUUCCGCUCCAACAUGCCCCCAGGCCCCUUCCUCGCCGCCGACCCGCGCGUCAUCGUCUUGCUCGACGCCGCCAGCUUUCCCGUCCUCUUCGAUACCUCGCUCGUCGAGAAGCGGGACGUCUUCACCGGCACCUUCAUGCCCUCCACCUCCCUCACCGGUGGCUUCCGCGUCCUCUCCUACCUCGAUCCCUCCGAGCCCAAUCACGCUCCCCUCAAGCGCCUCCUCUUCUUCCUCCUCUCCAACUGCCGCGGCGCCGUCAUUCCCGAGUUCCGCCGCACCUACGGUGCUCUGUUUCAGUCCAUGGAAGCAGAGAUCGCGGCCAAGGGCAGGGCGGAUUUCGGAGAAGGCAACGACCAGGCGGCCUUCGACUUCCUAGCCCGCGCCUACUUCGGCCGCGACCCCAAGGAAUCCGCUCUGGGCAGCGACGGCCCCGGAAUCAUCACCAAAUGGUUGCUCUUCCAACUCAGCCCCCUUUUGACCCUGGGACUCCCUUCCUACCUCGAGGACUUCUUGCUCCACUCCUUCCGUCUGCCCCCCGCCCUCGUCCGCGGCGACUACGACCGCCUCACCGCCUUCUUCCGCGAUGCCUCCAGUCGCAUCCUCGACGAGGCCGAGCAGAUGGGGAUUUCGCGAGACGAGGCGCUCCAUAACAUCCUCUUCGCCACCUGCUUCAACACCUUCGGCGGCAUGAAGAUCCUCUUCCCUGCCAUCAUGAAAUCGAUCGGCCGUGCUGGCGCGCGCCUCCACGGACGGCUGGCGGAGGAGGUGCGCACCGCGGUGCGCGAGGUCGGCGGCGGCGAGGUCACUAUGCGAGCCGUCGAGGCCAUGCCCCUGGUGGCCUCGGCCGCCUACGAGGCGCUCCGUAUCGAGCCGCCGGUGGCGCUCCAGUACGGCCGCGCGAAGCGCGACCUCGUGCUGACGAGCCACGACGCGGCCUUCGAGGUGCGCGCCGGAGAGAUGCUGUUCGGGUACCAGCCGUUCGCGACCCGGGAUUCGCGGGUGUUCGACCGGGCAGAGGAGUACGUGGCGGACCGGUUUUUGGGGCCGGAAGGGGCGCGGUUGCUGCGGUACGUGGUGUGGUCGAACGGGCCGGAGACGGAGUCGCCGACGCCGGAGAACAAGCAGUGCGCCGGGAAGGACUUCGUGGUGCUGGUGGCGCGGCUUCUGAUGGUGGAGCUCUUCCUGCGCUACGACUCGUUCGAAGUGGAGGUGGGAACCUCCACGCUGGGUUCUUCCGUCAAGUUCACCUCGCUCAAGAAGGCCACCUCUUGAGCGCCGCCGCCGGCAGUGGCAAUUUUGUGAUUCUCAUCGAAGCAAACAGGUGCUAAUUGGAAGCCUAAAUGGCGUUGACGAGGGUGGUCGUUGGAUCUAGUGGCGUAGCGGGAGGACGAGGGUGGAACCCGCACGACGUCGAAAUAGUUAUUUAUAUAAAAUUAUGUUAUCAUUUAUUUUUUUAAAAAAAACGAAGGGUUUUCUCCCUAAACGACCGGUUAUUAUCCAAGGUGCGUAUUAAAUAGAUUAAAGUUUUGGACAACAAGUUCGGAGAAUCUUCACUUUUGGAUUAUUUUUGGCGCACAUAAAAUUUUCUUGUUAUUAUUGAACAGAGUCGAUAUUUAAUUGUAAAGGUAAGAUCCGAAUUGCCGCCUUCAUUUUGGGGCUACUCAUUAUGCCCCUCUGCCAAAAUAAAAUUUGUCAAAUUUAUUCAUGUUUAA